Messenger RNA from Spea bombifrons (plains spadefoot toad), 456 nucleotides. RefSeq names its product NADH:ubiquinone oxidoreductase subunit A6 (gene NDUFA6). Gene Ontology annotation, biological process: response to oxidative stress. The transcript is spliced from 3 exons. Bases 31 to 417 code for a protein of 128 amino acids. The record is from RefSeq and is a predicted model, not a curated record. Lineage: Eukaryota; Metazoa; Chordata; Amphibia; Anura; Pelobatidae.
UGUUCAUGCGCUUGCAUUUGCUGAAGAAAUAUGGCGUCGGCAUCUGCUGCGUCCACUUUAGGUCGUUCUUUAACGGCCGUGAAGCCGCUUCUGAGUCGUGAUUUAGGAGAGGCAAAACGGCGUGUUCGGGAACUAUAUCGGGCAUGGUAUCGGGAGGUACCUAACGCAGUCCAGGUUUACCAGUUGGAUGUCACAGUGAAGCAGGGAAGAGACAAAGUGCGGGAGAUGUUUCAGAAGAAUGUCCAUGUUACUGAUCCAAGAGUAAUUGACAUGCUUGUUAUCAAGGGAAAAAUGGACCUUGAAGAAACUAUAAAGGUUUGGAAGCAAAGAACACAUAUAAUGCGAUACUUCCAUGAAACCGAGGCACCACGACCUGCUGACUUCCUGUCAAAGUUUUACAUUGGACAAGACCAAUAAUUUCUAGCACGCUAUUGAAAAUAAAGAUUUAAUUAUUUA